Saccostrea cuccullata (small rock oyster) is the source of this 1434-nucleotide messenger RNA. RefSeq lists its product as uncharacterized. The coding region runs from base 31 to 1434 and encodes 467 amino acids. The transcript has 12 exons. NCBI's taxonomy places the organism in Eukaryota, Metazoa, Mollusca, Bivalvia, Ostreida, Ostreidae. The record is from RefSeq and is a predicted model, not a curated record.
GAGCUUUCAGACUAAAGAGAAAGUAGAAACAUGCGUUUCUCUAAAAAUCAUCCUUUCAUAAUAGGGAUGAUCCAUGUGCCUGCUUUACCAGGUACUCCCAGAGGUAGUGAUAAGAUAAGAAAUAUUUUAUCAUUUGUAAGAAAGGAGGUUUCAAUUUACUGGAAUGCAGGAGUGGAUUCUAUAUUAGUGGAAAAUAUGCAUGACCUCCCCUAUAUCCAGGGCAGGGAUAUGGGACCAGAGAUUGUAGCUUGUAUGACCAGAAUUUGUUCAACAGCUAAAUCUGCAUUCCAGAGGAGAAACCUAGCUGCAUGUAUCGACCCACAUGAAAAAAUGGUGAACUCGUUAAGAGCCUUGUUUAGUGCACUGCCAGGUGAUGUACAGGACAAAGCAUCAAAGGUUACAUACAGCACUUAUUUCAAAGAUGGGAAUGAAUAUAUAUUAGCAAGAUUUCCUGGUCUAACAGAAGAGGGAACAGGCAGCACUAAAGCCGAGGCUAAAACACUCGGUCUCCUUCAGUUAUGUGAAAAUCUGGUGGAUGAAGAAAAACUUGACCAAAAACAUGUAAUAGCAAAGUACAAAGAUGAACAUAUGGAGCAGCUGACAAAUAAAACAGUUCUUCAACAUUUCAAUUCUUAUUGUAAAGAGAAAAAUCUUCAGCUCCAAAUGGAUGCAGUUUGGGAUGAUGAUCAGAAAAAGUUCAGAGGUUCAGUGUACGUAGAUGGUGAACUUAUUGGGGAAGAAUUUGGCAAUUCAAAGAGAGGUGCUAAGUUAAAGAGCUGUUGGAAGGCCCUUAAAACAAAAAAUUAUGUUGGCAUCCAGAUUUUGGCAGGCGGCAACAAGCAGGCAUUGGCAGUGGCCCAAGCAGCAGAGUUGGACUAUAUAAGAGCCGAGGGCUUUGUUUACUCCCACGUCGCUGACGAGGGCUGGAUGGAUGCCUGCGCGGGAGAUCUCCUACGUUAUAGAAAGAUAAUUGGAGCCAAGGACGUCAAAAUCUUUACAGACAUAAAAAAGAAACAUAGUGCCCAUGCAGUGACUUCUGAUAUCAGUUUAGUGGAGACAGCCAGGGCUGCUGAACUUUUUGGGAGUGAUGGGGUCAUUGUGACAGGGACGGCCACAGGGGUGGAGACCGACCCCACAGAAGUUCAAGAUGUUGUACGUAGUGUCUCCAUUCCAGUUCUAGUGGGAUCUGGUGUGACUAUGAACAAUGUGCAUAAAUUCCAAAGUGCCAGUGGACUUAUAGUGGGAUCUCACUUUAAGAGACUACAACAGUGGGACAAUCAAAUUAACAUAGCCAGGUUACUCAAGUUCAUGUUACGAGUCAGGCCCGAGUGUGUAGACUAUGAUAAAGUGUUCAUGACGCCAGAGGUUGUAGAAGAAGAACUUAGUGAUUCUAACGGUUGUUAUGAAUUGGAUGAUGAUUUAGAUAUAAAAUAG